AGAUGCUGGAGUGCCAGAGAUUUUUCCGGGAGAGGACCUCUUCCUGUUCGCACACGCACUUUGCCAGGAAAAGCUCAGGAAUGAUGAUGUGACGCUUCCCCCGCCAUCACCCAUUAGUUCGAUGACCACCAGAGCCGUCUACAACUACGAGGUCAUCCGGUCCACACCAAAAUCGGCUACUGCAUUACCAACGUUCCGGGCGUCCUCCACUGAACCCCAUACGCCAGUAUCAGUGCCCUCCACUGAGGAGAAAACAAGUCAGACACAGCCACAAGGGAUACCAGGGUCUCCAACAACACUGCCCAUUACUCGCCAGGAUAAAUCGACAUCGUCACAUGUGAUAACUUCGGCCACAGACGCACAGCAAAUUACCCAUGGGAAUAGCUCGAUAUCUCCGCGGGAGACAACCACGACCCCAACAGCUCUGCCAAUUACCCAGGGUGAGAGCUCAACAACGCAACCGGAGAAAGCCUCCUAUUCAGCAACACAGUCAAUUACCUUCCUGACUGCAAUAACAAGAACCCUGAGCACUUCAUUAUUACCGGCAUUUCCGGUAGAGACUACAUCCUCGACGUGGAUGGCCACCCUCAGGCCAGAGAUAGGGAGCGCUCAGAGGCGAGAAGACUUGCUGUGGCCGCAAUAUAUCGGCGUUGGGAUUGUCUUUGUCAUGUGUAUUGGCGGGGUCGGUUUGGUCUUGUGUAUCAUCACACGUCGACUGCAGACAUACCGACCACCCGCAGUUACAGAUCGACAUCGCCACGAGGAGAAGUCUCAUUUCCAAAAGCACAGCUUGAAGUCGGGACAUCGCCAUGGGAGAGAUUCUCGACUCCGACAAGGCAGCCAAGUACCCACGGUGAUAGCUCAACGUAGCCUUGGGAGAAAAACUCGUCCCCAACACCACUGCCAAUUGCGUCUGGGGAUGGGUCGACAUCGCGAGGGGAGAAACACUCGUCCCCAACAGCACCGGCAAUUGCCUGCGCUGAGAGCUCGAGAUCGCUUCUGGAGAAAACUUCGCCCCCCACAAAACUGCCAAAUACGUAUGGGGAUGGCUGGACAUCGCGCCUGGAGAAAACGUAGUGCCCACCAACACCACCGAUUACCUUCCUAACAGAAAUAAAUAUCAAGAACCCUGACCACUUCAUUAUUGCCGGAAUUUCGGGUGGACACUACCGUUGAGGGCACCUCCAGACGAGACCAACAGAAUGUUCACCGCACAGAAGAUUAAGCUAUGGCUGCCAUAUACUGUAUCGGUUACGUCCUCGAAGAGGACGUCAUCUCAAGGACAAACGUACAGAAUUGUCACCAUACAGAAGACCAGCUAUAGCUGCAGUAUAUCGGUGUGCAACUGUUGGUACUGACUGGGCUGGUGCUGUUAUCUUCAUUUUUAGUAGGGUGAUUAGAAGACAUCGCCAUGGGAAAAACAUUGUCCCAGCAAUAGAAAUAGCCAAUUCCACCAGGGGAUCGCUCUGCAUAAUCAUUGUCAUUGGAGAAAUAUUUGUCUCCAACGAUACUGCCAAAUACCAUGGCUAUAACUGGAGAUAUCACUAUGGGGAUUGCCACCUCCAGAAUAGUCAUACAGAACGGCCCCAGCUAGCUGCGGCGGCAUUAUAAUUAUCGAUGCAGGGCCUGUUCUAUCUUGUGCAUGAUCAUAAUUAUUACUGUGUAGGGUAGCAGUAGUAACCCAGUCUGUUGCUUUUGAUGCACUUUGGUGGAUUGAUCAGGAAUUUGUCUUACAGUUUCUUAAAAUAAUUAUGGUGUUGCCUUGGCUGAAUUCAUAUUAUAUCAAGUAGCAUUGAUUUCAUUCGUGAUUGGCGCUUCAUGCCACCCUGCUGCCCGAACC
Messenger RNA from Sycon ciliatum, 1840 nucleotides. RefSeq lists its product as uncharacterized. NCBI's taxonomy places the organism in Eukaryota, Metazoa, Porifera, Calcarea, Leucosolenida, Sycettidae. The record is from RefSeq and is a predicted model, not a curated record.